This is a messenger RNA of Ectocarpus sp. CCAP 1310/34, 463 nucleotides long. The record is from the annotation of a GenBank genome assembly. Lineage: Eukaryota; Phaeophyceae; Ectocarpales; Ectocarpaceae.
AUGUCUGCAGUGUGGUCUGCUGCGUUGCGCGUGCUUUGCGGCCUGUCGGCGGUGGCGGCUUGCGGCGCAACAGACCUCCACACCCAGCACCGGCUCUAGAGGGCGAACCAGAGGCUAAACUGCCCAGACAACACGAAAGGUAUUUAAUGCAUGGGAUAACGGCCGGCACAGGUCGUGCUGACAGAUGACCCGUCGGAGAGGUAGGCGGAGCAGUCGGGCUGGUGGAGCUAACAACCCCAAAGGUCAACCGGCUACGCCACCGGCUACGCCUCGGAACCAGCCUGGCAGCUCUGUUACACCCGGAAGCGGGGGUAUGCAGCCAACAUGGGACCUUCGUCAGCAUACGGAAGGCACGCUAACCCCGCGUACUCCAGUGGUCGACAGCUCAGGGGGAGACGAAACAAGUGAACGUCCACGAAUCGGGAGCAGGAGAGAGGGCAACCUAUCCACUGAGGUGCGUACC